Molecule: messenger RNA, 2856 nt
Organism: Aspergillus niger
Lineage: Eukaryota; Fungi; Ascomycota; Eurotiomycetes; Eurotiales; Aspergillaceae
Exons: 4
Coding region: 1-2856 (951 amino acids)
Biological process (GO): arachidonate metabolic process
Cellular component (GO): membrane
Source: RefSeq, a predicted model, not a curated record
AUGUCUGAUCGGUUGAGCCAUAGAUGGUUACAGCCUGCUGAGCGCCAUGGGGGGGCCUAUGUACACCAUAGCAGACGCCUUGUUCAGAUUAGAGACCAGCUUGCCUCCCCCCAGACUCAGUGCCCUUCACUUAUAGUCUUCCUAGGCAACAGAAAGAAGGAUGUUGCCCUCCGUGCGUUGUUUCCAGACAAUACAUUGUCUCAAAGACAACCGUACAUCCAAUUAGACGUUGACAGUCGCACAACCUUCGCAGACCACCCACUGCUUUUUUCUCAUUGUGAUGCCAAACUUGAAUUUCAUAAGACCGACCGCAUACCCAGAGAAUAUGAGGAGAUACCACUACGCUGGCCACUUAUUGAUCUCCAUCAUGCCUCAGAUAUCAUUCUCUGCCGUGCUAUGUUCAUGUUCACAGACGUAAUCUGUAUAUUCGCUGAUGAUUUGGGUGGUCUGGAUGCUGUUCGGGACCUACUAAUAAGGUGGGCAAUGGUGGGCCAUAAUGCGUCCAGCUUAGAAUACCGACCGCGUGUGUUGGUUGUUAUGGAGACUGAUCAUAACAGCCCUACAUACGAAACUCUAGACGAAAUGGACUUUGACUUUGUGCUCGGACAGAACCUCAAUGUUACUGAGGUUUUCGUAACGCCCACUCUACACCGCUUGCCCGGCCAGGCGCUAUCUGAUAUAGCCCAACAUUGUUCGCUGAAAAAUGACCUACUCAAACUUGCCGAUAUUAGCCGACGAGAUAGGAAAGAGCAGGGAUACCUCUUUUCAGUGAUGCAUAUGGCUUUUUUCUUUCAGACUGCUUUGAAUCAUGUCUGCCGGGCACCCCAAGCACCCUUCGAUUUCGUCAGGGGUGCACGAGCUGGAAUUGAAGUGGGCCAAUCCCACAGAUUUCACCUGCGAGACUUCCUCAUUGUCACUAGAGAUAGAGGAUGGAAUUUGGAAGACCAAGCGUCCCAUAUCGCAUCAACUCUUCUUGUUGAUGCGUAUCCUCCUGGAUCACACUUCUUUAGUCCAGCUGCCGUCUUUGAUACAUUGUAUCGUCACCACUGCCAGGAGGCUCUAAGAUCGGCAGAGCUCUCCUCAUGCUGCCAACCAAUUGAGUAUCACUUUGCCAGCCUCAGAGCCCGCCUUCUACUCGGAAAAGGUCCCCCUCGUCGAAUCCAUGAAGAGGGCCUCGCCCGUCGACGUGGGCUGUUCCGAAUGAUAGCUAGUAGCCACACCUGCUUACUAUGUCUUAGCAAACCCCCCCAGCACCCGUUGCUAUGUGGCCAUGCAUACUGUGAUGUAUGUGCGGCGUGGUACGGUUCUCCAGUGGAAGGGGCGGAGUAUGAGUACUCUGUCCGCCACUGCGCCCUUUGCCAUAAGGCUACUGAUAUCUUGAUCAGAGUGCUACCACCCACAGCGUCGGUUCGAGCGAUCACUAUCGACGGAGGCGGCGUCCGGGCUAUCAUGCCGCUGCGGUUUCUGGGAUAUAUGCAAAAGAUUCUUGGCCCCGGGUGUCUUGUUCAAGACAUGGUCGAUGUAGCGUUUGGGACAAGUGGUGGGGGGAUUGCCGUACUGAAAGCAUUCCGCCAACGCCGACCUAUAAGCGAAUGCCAGCAAACAUUAGCCGAUCUUAUAGUGCGAUUCUUUCAAGGUCAUCCCCCUCUACGAACAACUUGGAAUAAACUUAUCCGAACCAUCCUCUGUUGGUGGAAGGACGGUUGGUAUGACGCAGGCCUAUGGGAUGGGCUAUUGCAAAAGGAAUUUGGUGUGGACCAGGGCAUGUUUGACGUGCAGCCGGUCUCGGGCACUAAAGUUGCUGUGACGGCCGUGGCCGAUCAGCCAGUGCUGCUGAUUAAUUACCGGCGGGUGGUCGACCCCCCGGGACAACGUUGCGUGGACCAUGAGAUGCAAACCACUGGGGUUGCGUCAUUGGCCCACUCGGGUGGUUACUAUCGGGUCUACACAGCACCAGACCCGGAACAUGAGCCUCAGUUAUGGAAAUGCUGUGCGGACGGCGGCCUCAAGCACAACAAUCCAGCUUUGAUCUGUCGGGCUGAGACGCCAUUCAUGUGGGAGUCAAACCCAGUGCCUGGUACCUUGAUUUCAUUGGGCACCGGUAAGGCCGGCAGACCGCGCCGCCAACGGUGGCGCCGCGGGUUUGCUUUCCGCCUUUAUGACUCGUUCUUAGCGUCAAUGGACGCGGAACAAGCGUGGGAAGAUCUCCUUGGCCAGGUGGACCCCGCGAACAGGCGCAAUUACCACCGUCUCAAUGUUACCUUUCCUGAUCAGGAGCCUCUCCUGAACGCAGCCGCUCAGGUGGAAUGGAUGACGGAAUUAGCUGAUAAAACUGCUGAAAGGCAAGUGCCUGGAGCGUUAACCUCUUUGCUUCUUGCUAGCUUUUUCUUCGAACUCUCCUCCCCUCCUUGCUACAAUGAUGGUAUCUAUCAGUGUUGCGGAGCCAUCCGAGGUCGGCUACGGGGAAAAUAUUUGGUCCAGGCACUGCGCCGACUCCAUCCACAAGCCUCAACUUUUGUCCUCGGGACGUCCCGGCUGGGUGUCUCGCCUUUUGAGGAUGCAGUUUGCUGCGACUGCGCCAGAUAUUGUGUGCCUGUCAAAUUCGAAGUUGAUGGGCUAGACAGUAAUAUUAUGUUGGCCCUUGAGCUUCACCCGCAUCAAUUACAACCGUUAGGUGGUUUCCCCUUGUCCCUGCGCCAUCUAGUCGAUCGGCUUAGGAUCAAUAUGAUUGGUUGCCCUGGAUUACCGAAGCUGCCGGCACGCACAGAAUGCAAAUCAUGCGAACUCCGGAUUCGCAGGAAGGCUAGGCCAGAUUUUGAGAACUCUAGCUACAGAAAGCGCGUCCGUUUCAUCUAA